AUGUCUUCACAAUUACCCACAAUACUUAAUUCAACGUUUUUAACUUCAGGCUUAAGUAAAGGAUUUUUUGAGUUUGUUACUAAAGUCGGUGAAGCUAUAAGUAAACAGGAAGAAGAUAGAUAUGUAACAGAGGAACUUACGUAUUUAAAGAAUAAAUUAAAUCAACCAGAUAUAUCGACGUAUAAAAUGAAAGAUUACAUAACAAGAUUAAUUUACUGUGAAAUGUUGGGAUAUAAUGUUGAAUUUGGUCAUAUUCAUGCUGUUAAUUUGGCUCAAAGUGCAAAAGGAUUAUGGGAGAAAAGAGUUGGAUAUCUAGCAUGUUCAUUAUUCUUGCACGAAACUCAUCAAUUUAGUAUAAUGUUAAUUAAUACAAUACAAAAGGAUUUAAGGAGUAGCAAUUAUUUAGAAGUAUGUGCCGCAUUGACUGUAUUAUGUCAUUUAUUAAACAAAGAAAUGAUUCCAGCAGUAUUUGGAUUAGUUGAAGAGAAUUUAUCUCAUCCAAAAGAUACAGUCCGGAAGAAAGCUAUCAUGGUUUUUCACAGAUUAUUUUAUGACACUCCUGAACUGAUUUCACACCUUGACGAGAAAUUUCGUCAAAUAUUAUCUACAAGAGAUCCAGGCGUUUUAGGAGCCAUUUUAUGUCUUUUUGUCGAUUUUGUAAAGAAAGAUCCGAGUAGAUACAAAGAUUUGGUUCCUAUACUCGUAAAUAUUCUCGAACAAGUUCUUGAUAGAUAUUUGCCUAGAAAUUAUGACUAUCAUGGAGUUCCUGCUCCUUGGAUUCAAGUAAAAAUUAUUGAAAUGUUGGGAAUGUUGGCGAAAAAUGAUGAAAAGAUAAGUUCGGAAGUUGGACAAUUAAUCGUCCAUACUUUGAAAAAAUCCGAAAAUGGUGUGGAUUGCGCUUACGCCGUAAUAUUUGAAUGCAUUCGCGCGUUAGCAAGAUUACAUCCACAAGUCUUGAGGGUCCUCAUUCAUAAACCAUCGCAUCUUAACCCACUUAGCAUAAUCACGCGCUUUUUAAAAUCAAAUAAUCAUAAUCUAAAAUAUUUGGGAUUGAUUGCAUUAUCGGAAGUUGACCCUAUUUGGUGGGCUGAAGGUGAAUGGUGCGGAGAGGAGCAAAUGAAAGUUAUUGUUGAUUGUUUAGAAGAGAAAGACGAUUCCCUCAAAAGAAAGACUUUGGAUUUAUUAUAUAAGAUGGCUAAUUCACAAAAUGUGGUCAUCGUCGUGGAAAAAAUGAUUGAAGCAUUACGCAAAACUUCAGCAACCGAUGAAUUUUUGCGGAAAUUAUUAGUUGCGCGAAUUAUUGAAACUGCUGAAAAAUAUCCUUUAGAAAAUUGA
Messenger RNA from Funneliformis geosporum, 1335 nucleotides. NCBI's taxonomy places the organism in Eukaryota, Fungi, Glomeromycota, Glomeromycetes, Glomerales, Glomeraceae. The record is from the annotation of a GenBank genome assembly.